Ipomoea nil (Japanese morning glory) is the source of this 1998-nucleotide messenger RNA. RefSeq lists its product as uncharacterized. The transcript is spliced from 5 exons. The record is from RefSeq and is a predicted model, not a curated record. NCBI's taxonomy places the organism in Eukaryota, Viridiplantae, Streptophyta, Magnoliopsida, Solanales, Convolvulaceae. Bases 610 to 1776 code for a protein of 388 amino acids.
UUCACCGCGGGGGUGACGAGAAAAAGAGAAAAUUGCGGCCAUGAUUUGAGGAGGAGGAGGAAAGAUAAGCGGCGGGGACCGGAGAGAAAGCAUAGAACUGCGAGCAAUAUUCCAAAAAAGCGAACCGGUCUGUCCGGCCGCCCGGCCCGUCUUAGUCACAUGCUGGACUGUCCGCCAUGUCCUUGUUUCCGACAAAUUUCUGCCAGCAAAACUCCGUCUUCUUCUUCUUCCUAUUCUAAAUCUCUAUUACUCUCCCUUCUUCAUCUUCGUGCCUUCAAAAUCUUCUCUUUCUUCCCCUCUGUAAAUUGGGCCGAACAUCUUUUGACUUCUUCUCUAACAUCUCUCUCAAUCAUUGGACCAUACAUUAAUUGCAUCCUUCAUUUUUAAUUCUUUUGGUUUCUUUCCCCCCACUUUAUUAAAUUAUCGCUUCUUUCUCACGAAUCUCACUCUCCCUAUUUGCUGCUUGCUGAUUCGCUCCCUCCCCUUUUCAGAUUCACACUGCCAACUCUUUCUCAGUUUAUCCCAGGUAAGGUGAAUAGAUCAAUAGAAUAGUGAGAUUUGGCAAAUGGUAGGGGCAAUGUGGGCUAUACUUUGCUAGGAUUGAAAGCUAUGAGGAAAAAUUCUACUUCAUUGCGAAAUUCGGGUACAUAUACGAGCCCUUCGACGCCAGAAUAUGGAGAUAACCAUGUUGGUGGGAUUCAGAAGGGUUGGAGUUCUGAGCGAGUUCCAUUGCCUACGAAUAGUAGCCGGAGGCACGUUAGUGCAACGGCAUUGAUGCCAUUCAAUAGCGGGAGGUCUUUUCCUUCGAAAUGGGAUGAUGCCGAGAGGUGGAUCACGAGUCCAUUGUCGAGUUAUGGCGUUUGCAAGGCAUCGGCUGUGCAACCUCGGAGACAUGCUAAGUCAAAAAGUGGCCCUCUAGGAACCCCGGGUCUUAUGUACUUGCCCAAUUUUUCGCCCUCUAUUCCAGUCUAUGAAGGCGGAAGCAUUGGUAAUUUCGCGGGGAGUUCGCCGUUUACAACUGGUGUACUGGUUCCCGACGGUUUAUGCUUUCAUUACGGUGCUGGAAUUGAUCCAAAGGCUAAUUCUUUAUACACCACCGAGAAGAGGAUUGCUCGAGCUAGUAGUGUUCCUGGUCUGUCAGAUUUGUUGAGUGAAGCUUCGUUACCGAGCUCUCAAGAUGAUAAGCUUGAUGCCAGCAAGGUUGCAGAAACUGAUGAUUUGCAUGUUGUUUCGCGGAGAGAUAUGGCAACUCAGAUGAGCCCGGAUGACAGUAUUCACUCAUCUCCCAAAGAGAGCCCGCCAUUGCCUUCCUUUCCGCUUCCAGUCCCUGGAGUGGAGGAACAGAACAAGUAUUCUGCAAAAGUGGAAAUCAGAGAUGUACAAGUAGACAAAGGUGCCACCAUUUCCAGCCAAUAUGGGUCGAGAAAAAUGAAGAGAGACUCACAAGAUACCAACAACUCGUUCUCGCCUUGGGAUGUUGUCGAAACAACAAAAAGCACGUCAAAGGAGGAAGCUAGGAUUAGUGCCUGGGAGAACUUGCAGAAGGCAAAAGCCGAAGCAGCAAUUCAGAAACUUGAGAUGAAACUAGAAAAGAAGAGGUCAGCAUCUAUGAACAAGAUUAUGAACAAGCUUAGAACUGCCCAGAUGAAAGCUCAAGAGAUGAGAGGUAUAAUUUCAGAGAAACACGACGCCAAAGAUUCAACCAAAUCCAUAUCCUUCGGGAAGCAGUUUAAGAUGGCCUUCUUUAGCGGUUGCUUUUCCUGCCGUGUCCAUUAGAACUAGGUUCUCAAAAUUCACCAGCAUUGUUCAUUCUUGGUGAGCAAUAUUUCAGGUAGCUCAGCAUAUCCGCGCCUCGAUAUCUAGUUUUGUACCAAUUUUUGUAAAAAAGGAACAGAUUGGUGAAAAUCACUAGACUACCUCUCGUACACGAUUGUCACAUUUUAUGUACUGUCUGGAGUCAGAUUAUACAUUCAGUAAACAUAGUUUCUAUGUGUAGUA